AUGACCGGGAUUCUGUUUUUCAGCUUGGCAGCCCUGCUCUGCUAUACACAGACUGAAGCUCUCAAAUGCGUUGUCUGUAAAAUGCUCUCUGGAUGUGUUAGAAAAGGAGGACUGACCUGUGAAGCUUUACCUGGGCAGCAGUGCAAAGCUACCCAUGUCUUCAAAGUAAGGAUACGACAAUUCACCCUGCAAGGCUGUACUUUGCCAGAGGACAGUCACAGAUGCAAUACUGUAAAAGAAGAUAAAAUGUGGGGCGCUGUAAAUACAACGUGCUGUAAUAACAAAGACCUUUGCAAUAGCAUUUAUGAAGAUUGACGGCCUCUGUCCUGUUCAAAUCCAUGCCAUCUGCACCAUCAGCAUCACUAUCAAGCCGACAGCAGUCCUUUACUACAUUCUUGGAGACCAUCUAUAAGGCCUUUGUUUGAAAAAAUGUCCAUGGAAGAUUAUAAUUAUGUAUAUUUUUUG
Molecule: messenger RNA, 465 nt
Organism: Sphaerodactylus townsendi
Lineage: Eukaryota; Metazoa; Chordata; Lepidosauria; Squamata; Sphaerodactylidae
Product: prostate and testis expressed protein 14-like
Exons: 3
Coding region: 1-315 (104 amino acids)
Source: RefSeq, a predicted model, not a curated record